Molecule: messenger RNA, 939 nt
Organism: Orbicella faveolata
Lineage: Eukaryota; Metazoa; Cnidaria; Anthozoa; Scleractinia; Merulinidae
Product: adenosine receptor A3-like
Biological process (GO): G protein-coupled receptor signaling pathway
Cellular component (GO): membrane
Molecular function (GO): G protein-coupled receptor activity
Source: RefSeq, a predicted model, not a curated record
AUGGUCAGCGCUGAAUUCUGUGGUAAAAAGUUGGAAGAGUUGGUUAUCGUUAUUCGAUUUAAGUCAAUGACCUAUUUAAGUAUCUGUGUUUUAAACGCGCUUUUUUCCGUCGUGGCAACACUUGGAAAUCUUCUUGUUAUUCGCGCCCUGUGGAAAGCCUCGUCCGUUACAUUAACUUUAAAAAAGAUGUUCCUGAGUCUUGCUUUCUGCGAUCUUGCGGUUGGAUUGUUUAGCCAACCCGUGUUAGCUGCACUGUACGGAGUAAUAGUAAAUAAGGCAGCGAGCGGAAAUUAUGACUUUGAUAGCUACUGCCCGGUUAUUAUUACAUUAGUCAUGGCCCCUACGUUUUUUCUGCUUGGAGUUUCGUUUUCCAUGGUUGCCGCUAUAGCGGUGGACAGACUUCUUGCUCUUUCUAUUCACCUAAGAUAUCAAGAACUUGUUACAGAGAAGCGAGUCAAUAUUGGUUUGGUGGUCUUGUGGCUUUCAAAUGCUCUUUACACGUUUGUCUUUAUGGAACUUCCCAGCCAUAAUGAAUUGUUAGCUGUAAUUUUACAAACCGUUGGAUUGAUUUUAAUAACGGUAGCAUAUUUUCGUAUUUACCAAGUAGUGCGCUAUCAUCAAAAUCAAAUACAUGGCCACAAUCAGAUUCAAAAUGAUCAAUCCACGCAAGCUGCCAGAAUAAUGAAGUCAGCUUUGAACGCUUUCUAUGUCUAUAUCGUUUCCCUUGUUUGUUUCACGCCAAAUUUAUUGGCUGGUAUUCUGCUGGUAGUGGACAAUUCACGCUUACCCACUUUAGUAGCAUACAAUGCUUCUGCGUUUUUAAUAUUACUCAAUUCUUCUUUAAAUCCACUUGUCUACUGCUGGCGAUAUCGCGAGAUUCGUAAUAUCGUGAAAAACACAGUGAAGAAACUGUUUCGUAACAACCAAAUGGCACAAUAA